Mus caroli (Ryukyu mouse) is the source of this 1745-nucleotide messenger RNA. The record is from RefSeq and is a predicted model, not a curated record. NCBI's taxonomy places the organism in Eukaryota, Metazoa, Chordata, Mammalia, Rodentia, Muridae.
UUGUAUUUGAGCUUCCACUAAGUUGCUGGCUUCAUAAUUCUUAAAAGUCCUGAAACGCUUUUCUUAGUUUUUUUACUUUUUGUAAGUAAGCCAGUAGAAGGUCUUUGAGGUUCUUUUGCCAAGUAAAUAGUUGUUCAGAAAUAGCCCUUGGAAUUUCCCCUCCCGUUCAAACUAGUGAUAUAGGACAGAUUUUUAUCCCUUGGCAUUUUAUAUUUUAAAAGAUCAGUCUCAUACACAGCGACCGCUUUCACCUUUUCACCUGCCACAGGUUACAUAAACCUCUUUAUAUUGUCCCUCUGGCUGCCUCUCUUUCUACACCCUGAAGUGUUCCUCUGUUUCCCUUUGGCUUUUCUUGGUGAAGGCAUCAAUGUGUCUGGGCUGAAAGACACUUUGCAGUGUCUGUGACACUGUUAAUGUCUGUGGGAUGGGCUCAGUAGCACUUGCUGUUCUGUUUAAGUCCCUAGAGGACUUGGCUCCUGGUUCUCCCUUUAUUUGCCCUUUUCUGCCUCCCAGGGAUAUAGCACUCCUUGGAGGUACAGAUUGUUCUGAAAGACUAGUUCAUACAUGAUCGGUGACUUAGAAUGGCUUAAAGUAAGAGCCAGUUUGAAUUUGAAUUCUUCUCAGCAAUACUACAUUACUUUUGUUUUUCUUGCUUUAUGCUUCAAAGUAGUCAAUUCUGGCUGAUCUAAGUGAGGUUUCCCUGUGUACAGACAGCUGGCUUACACACUGUUCUGAAUCUGUCCUGUUCUUUCCUUCUCUCCUCCUUAUGACAUGGGCAGGUGGGUGUUCUCUCAUGGCACAGAGGGUACUUCAUAGUCACGGAGUGGGUUGAAUUGUGUGUACACACUAAAUACUGCCUAGUCCUAUUUCUAUUUUGUAAUAUAAAUAAAGGUGGUGAUGUUUUAACCUGCUUAGUCAUUCAUGCAUCUCUUCAAAGCUUUUCUAAUGUGUUUGAUUCUAUUAAUGAUAGUAUUCUUUAAAAUUUGUUCUUAAAAACGUUGAAGCAAAAGUUAUAUUUAAAGUCUGCUGUUUUAGUUGGGUAUUAUGCCUAUAAUGGAAGCACUCAGACUCAAGCAGGAAGAUUGCAAGUUUAGAGCUAACCUUGGCUACCCAAAGACCUUGUUUCAAAAACAAAAACUAUUCCCUGUUUUAUAGGAAAUGAGGCAACACGAUGUGCAGGAACUCAACCGAAUUCUCUUCAGCGCUUUGGAAACUUCUUUAGUUGGGACCUCUGGCCAUGACCUCAUUCAUCGUCUAUAUCAUGGCACCAUUGUGAACCAGAUUGUUUGCAAAGAGUGUAAGAACAUCAGUGAGAGGCAGGAAGACUUCUUGGAUUUGACAGUAGCAGUCAAAAAUGUAUCUGGUUUAGAAGAUGCACUCUGCAACAUGUAUGUGGAGGAAGAAAUUUUUGACUAUGACAACUUGUACCACUGUGGAACCUGUGACCGACUGGUUAAAGCGGCAAAGUCUGCCAAAUUGCGUAAGCUGCCUCCUUUUCUUACUAUUUCAUUACUACGAUUUAAUUUUGAUUUUGUGAAAUGUGAACGCUACAAGGAUACUAGCUGUUAUACAUUCCCCCUCCGGAUCAAUCUCAAGCCUUUCUGUGAACAGGUUUGAACCUUUUAUUUUUUAAUUCUUUCUCUUUCCCUCCCAAGAUUAGAAUACUCAGUUUGUUAUAGGAUUUCUCGGUGUUGGCCCUACUAACAUUUUGAGUUAAAUUGUAUAAUGCAUACGCAUUCCUACUC